CCCGGCUCGAUUUAUCAGGGGCGCCGCCGCCUCACCUGGCAUUUGCAUCUCGCCCUCCAACUUGCCAUUGGCGGCGCGACGUGUGGGAGAGCCCUGCGCCUCGCCCGCCCGGACCAGCCUGCCCCGGCGCCGAGGGUGCUCCUGUGGUUGGCCCGGCCCACAAUGCAGCUUUGAGCCUGGCCUAGGCCACCACGCACUGUAGCUGUCUACCCCUCCUAUCUUACCAGAGGCUCCGAGGCACCUCAACAGCAUCGCUGCACCCAGGGGGCCCUGUGGACCCUGCUGCCAGCUCUGUGACAAGACAGCAUGGCUAUCACCUUGCAGCCUAGCGACCUGGUCUUCGAGUUUGCAAGCAACGGGAUGGAUGACAUCCACCAGCUGGAAGAUCCCUCAGUGUUCCCAGCUGUGAUCGUGGAGCAGGUGCCCUACCCCGAGUUACUGCAUCUGUACUCAGGACUGGAGCUGGACGACGUUCACAACGGCAUCAUAACGGAUGGGACCUUGUGCAUGGCGCAGGAUCAGAUCCUGGAGGGCAGUUUUUUGCUGGCAGAUGACAACGAGGCCACUUCCCAUACCAUGUCAACCGCCGAAGUCUUGCUCAAUGUGGAAUCUCCCAGCAACGUCCUGGAUGAGAAGCAGAUCUUCAGCACCUCCGAAGUGCUCCCAGACGCAGAGCCUGCUCCAGCUGCUCCUCUGCCCAACUACCUGUUUCCUGCCUCUGAGCCUGAUACCCACCACGGAGUGGGUGACACUAGUGACCAGGAGGGACUCUCGCUGGACAAGCUCCCCAGAGAUGAAAGUGCCAAGAAGACUGGGAAAUCAAAGAAGAGAAUCCGGAAGACAAAGGGCAACCGAAGUACCUCUCCGGUCACCGACCCCAGCGUCCCCAUCCGCAAGAAAUCAAAGGAUGGCAAAGGCAGCAGCGUCUACCUGUGGGAGUUCCUGCUGGCGCUUUUGCAAGACAGAAACACCUGUCCCAAGUACAUCAAGUGGACCCAGCGGGAGAAAGGCAUCUUUAAGCUGGUGGACUCCAAAGCUGUGUCCAAACUGUGGGGGAAGCAGAAAAACAAGCCGGACAUGAACUACGAGACGAUGGGGCGGGCACUGAGAUAUUACUACCAGAGAGGCAUCCUGGCCAAAGUGGAAGGGCAGAGGCUGGUGUACCAGUUUAAGGAGAUGCCCAAGGAUCUGGUGGUGAUCGAGGACGAGGAAGAGAGGAGUGAGGCCGCAGCAGCGCCCCCUCCGGCCUCGGCGUCCUGCGCCAGCACAGCCCGCCGGGUCAGCUCCAGGGUCUCGGCCAGGGCCGCCCCCCAUGGCAAGGCCACUUCUUCUUGGGAGAAGCCGAAGAUUCAGAACGUUGGCCUGCAGCCAUCUUCGAGCCUGGAACUCGGACUGUCUGUCGGUGAAGAGAUCCCCACUACCUCCACCCUCCUCGUGUCUGUGCCGGAGAACCAGGCCAAGCUCACCAUAGCCAGCAGUUCUUCUUCAGUGCCAAGCAACAUCCACCUAGGAGUGGCCCCUGUGGGGUCGGCCUCGGCCUUGACCCUGCAAACCAUCCCGCUGACCACAGUGCUGAGCAACGGGCCUCCUGCCAGUACUACUGCCUCCACUCAGCUCGUCCUCCAGAGCGUUCCUCCUGCCUCCACGUUCAAGGACACCUUCACCCUGCAGGCCUCUUUCCCCCUGAAUGCCACUUUCCAGGAGAACCAGGUGGCGGCACCAGGGACGCCGCUGAUUCUCAGCGGGCUGCCCCAGCUCCUGGCCGGGGCCAACCGUCCCGCCAACCUGGCACCCCCCUCGACCUCAGGUGCUAGCUCAGCAGGGCCCAGCCCCCAGCCCCCCGGGACUGUCAUCGCUGCCUUCAUCAGGACUUCCGGUGCCACAGCAGUCCCUGGGGUCAAGGACGGGCCGCUGAGGUCCUCCUCAUACGUGCAGGGCGCGGUGACCGGGGCCCCCAUGGAGGGGCUGCUGGUCCCGGAAGAGACCCUGAGGGAGCUCCUGAGAGAUCAAGCUCAUCUUCAGCCACUUCCAACCCAGGCGGGCUCAAGGGCUUCCCACAACCCAAGCCUUCUGGGGAGCCAGACUUUCUCUCCUCCCAGCCGCCCCUCUGUUGGGCUGACCCCGGUGGCUGAACUUGAGCUCGCCUCAGGCUCAGGGUCCGUCUUUAUGGCUGAGCCUAGUGUGACCGCAUCUGGGAACCUGCUGACCAGAUCCCCAACUCCGGUCCCCUUCUCGCCAUUCAACCCCACCUCCCUCAUUAAGAUGGAGUCCCGUGACAUAUAAAGCGAGGGGUCAGGAGAGGCGUGGUCCAGCAGCACCGUGGGAUGGGCUGACUUUAGUAGCACACCUGCCCUUACAUUUCAGUAGGAUUCAAUCCACCCGGCCCCAGCCCCCUAGCCCUGCCUGGUUAUCCCGGUGGCCAAGCUGUGCCCAGUUGGAGCAUCCCUGGCGUCAGACCAUGGCAUUCAAGAGCACUAGGGGGCAUGUUCUUGGCAGGAAAAUGGGCUGCCUUAGUGAUGGUAGGAAAAAAAAAAACCCUGCUCCAGGGAGCUUGUGGUCAGGGAUGGGACACAGGUAUUCUGAGCCCUUCCGUCUGGCUGCAUCUCUCGUCUGUAUUCCCUACGCAGGGAAUGCACCCCAUAUGUGAAUCCCUCUGGAUGUUUUUGUGUGCACUUACCUUGUGGGUUUGUAUCUUAGUUUUUGGGGGGAGAGGACAGGGGCAUAGCCGUGAGCUCUUGGCUUCAGGGGUGUGUGUGAAUGUGUGUGGGUAUGUGGUGUGUGUCCCUCCGUGGGCCAGCCACAGAGACGGGGACUUGUGUGUUAAGGGAAAGCAUUCUCGAAUUUACGUUAUGUAAGCCAAGAUGCAGGCACUCUGAGACUAGGCGCUGGACAACGGAUGUCACAGAGCUGGUCCAGGAUAAAGGGAGCCUCAGGCUGUGUGCCCCGGGGAGGAUGCACUCCUAGGGGGUGCUAGGGCUGAGUGAGAUGAAACCACCUAGGGAGGAAGACAGCUUAGCCUUAGGAACCCACUGCACAGGCCAGACCGAGGCACUCUGUGUCUUUGCCUCACGGCCCACCACU
Molecule: messenger RNA, 3081 nt
Organism: Oryctolagus cuniculus (rabbit)
Lineage: Eukaryota; Metazoa; Chordata; Mammalia; Lagomorpha; Leporidae
Source: RefSeq, a predicted model, not a curated record